Molecule: messenger RNA, 1314 nt
Organism: Ilex paraguariensis (yerba mate)
Lineage: Eukaryota; Viridiplantae; Streptophyta; Magnoliopsida; Aquifoliales; Aquifoliaceae
Source: the annotation of a GenBank genome assembly
AUGCCCAUUCUUGCUUCGAUAAUCCUUAGACUGAUGCUAGAUAAACAGAGUUUACCGUCAUUUGAUAAUUUGAUGAUUGUCAUUCUUCAUAUGGUGAAGACAGAGAUUGGGACAUAUCUUGCAUCAAUUAUCUUGGUUGAGAUUUGUGAUUUUUGUCAAUGUGUAAGUGCAAGUAAAUCCCCUAGCGCUAAUAUGAUAAAACCUGAUGUAAUGAUCUUUAACCUUGUUCUUGAUGCUUGUGCGAGGUUUGAAUCAUCUUUCAUGGGCCAACAAAUUAUGGAAUUGAUGACACAAGUUAGGGUUGUAGCUGAUGCACACACUAUUGUUAUUAUUGCCCGGAUCUACGAGAUGAAUGGUCAGAGGGAUGAGUUAAACAAAUUUAAGAAUCAUAUUGUUCAUGUUCCAAUGUCUUUGGUGCCUCAUUAUCAGCAGUUUUAUGAGAGUUUACUGAACUUGCAUUUUAAAUUUGAUGAUAUUGAUGCUGCUUCUGCACUUAUUUUGGAUAUUUAUAAAUGUCGGGAGUCUCUACCUUUUAAACAAGAUAAGAUGAGCUUGGAAUUGAUGACACAAGUUAGGGUUGUAGCUGAUGCACACACUAUUGUUAUUAUUGCCCGGAUCUACGAGAUGAAUGGUCAGAGGGAUGAGUUAAACAAAUUUAAGAAUCAUAUUGUUCAUGUUCCAAUGUCUUUGGUGCCUCAUUAUCAGCAGUUUUAUGAGAGUUUACUGAACUUGCAUUUUAAAUUUGAUGAUAUUGAUGCUGCUUCUGCACUUAUUUUGGAUAUUUAUAAAUGUCGGGAGUCUCUACCUUUUAAACAAGAUAAGAUGAGCUUGGAAUUGAUGACACAAGUUAGGGUUGUAGCUGAUGCACACACUAUUGUUAUUAUUGCCCGGAUCUACGAGAUGAAUGGUCAGAGGGAUGAGUUAAACAAAUUUAAGAAUCAUAUUGUUCAUGUUCCAAUGUCUUUGCAACAAAGCAUUGCCAAGCUCAUCAUAAGAUACAAGAAAUCUGGGAGGAUCAAAGAGUUUUCAGAAGUUUUAAGUAGCAUUCAAAACAAGUUGGGUUCAUUGGGAGAAGCAAGUUUGUGCUCUGAUGUGGUUGCCGCUUGCAUUCAUCUGGGGUGGCUGGAGAAUGCUCAUGACAUAUUGGAGGACUUGGAAUCGGCAAGGACUCCUCUGGCCUCUGGUUCGUAUUCUUCACUUCUCACACUUUAUUACAGGGUAAAGAUGUUUAAGGAAGCAGAGGUAUUGCUAAAACAAAUCCAGAAGGCUGGAUUCCAUAUGAAAAUGUUUGAUGAGGUGGUUUCUCUUGAUUAA